Trypanosoma cruzi is the source of this 411-nucleotide messenger RNA. RefSeq lists its product as uncharacterized. The transcript has a single exon. NCBI's taxonomy places the organism in Eukaryota, Euglenozoa, Kinetoplastea, Trypanosomatida, Trypanosomatidae. The annotation marks the transcript as partial. The record is from RefSeq and is a predicted model, not a curated record.
AUGUUUUUUUUUCCCCUCUUUAUUUUUUUUUUUUUUUUUUGUGCGAAUGAACCAUGCAUUUUUCCGUUCCUCCUCAAGAGGGAGUGGGUGAGACGUGGGGCCGCAGCCGCCGUGGUGAGAAUCAUGACGAAAUUGGUGCGCAAACUCAAGCAGACGGCCAAGAAGCGGGCCCAUCGCAAAACCGUGCUGAAGCGAAAGGUGGAGCGGGCACAAAGGGAUAUUGAGGAGAGUGAGAGGCUAAAGAAGGAGCGGCUGGAGCUUGAGACCGACCUUGAGAUGCACCGCCUCACCCAUGGCGAGGAGGAUGCCGAAAUGAAGAAGCGGCUUGUGCGGUUGGUGGGAAAUCUUGUUCUGGAGGCCCCGCAACGGAAAUCAAAGAAGCAGGCUAGUCGCAAGCAGAUGAGGCGAAAG